Aspergillus nomiae NRRL 13137 is the source of this 1371-nucleotide messenger RNA. RefSeq names its product AAR2 splicing factor family protein. The transcript has a single exon. NCBI's taxonomy places the organism in Eukaryota, Fungi, Ascomycota, Eurotiomycetes, Eurotiales, Aspergillaceae. Gene Ontology annotation, biological process: spliceosomal tri-snRNP complex assembly. Bases 1 to 1371 code for a protein of 456 amino acids. The record is from RefSeq and is a predicted model, not a curated record.
AUGGCUUCCGUGACCCCCUCCCCCACCAUCCUCGUACCCCACCUCCCACCAAAGACACUGGUCGGCAUCGACCUCAUUACCUUCACAUCAACGCCGAAUUUCCAUGGAAUCCGCGAUUUACCGACUGGAUGGCAUUUCCUCUACACAGGAGCAACAGAAAGUUUGUCGUUGAGAAGUGGCGGGUGGUUUUACGUCGGCGAUAUCAGCGCGGCCGGAUCCACGAACGAGGGUGCUCUGAUCCCAGCUCCGCGAGGGAAUCUAGGACGCGAUGUGAUUAUAUGGAAAUGGGAUACAGACACCGAAACGCUGGCUCCCCUACGUGCCGGUGACGACGCAGAUAAGCAGGAGGCAAUGCGCCAUAAGGCGAACUUGGCUGCCGUUUGGCAAAGUGGAGGAUUAUUCCGCUACCGCAGUCGCGUACCGCUUUCAUCUGAGGGCCGAGUUCAGUCGCGGGAUGUCGACGAUGACGAUUAUGAAGAGGAAGGUCGACAAGACUGGGAGGGCCUUACGAACCGGCUGUCUCCCAGGCUUUUGAAGCGUAUUAUUGGGAACCCUGAGAUAGAUGUCGACGGUCGGCCUCGAUGGAUGGUUACAUCGGCGAGUACGGCGCAGAAAGAUAGCGAGAAUAUACCCGGUAUUCCUGAACCGGGUCAGGACUCUGAUAGACUAGCGGAUGUCAUCGGGGAGCAGGAGAGCGAGUUUUCUUUCCUUCAUAUUGAUCUUAAGAAGACUUGGAGGGAAGGGGCUAUUGGACGUGAGAGGACAGAGGCUGCCCAGGACCGUUCGUGGGCGCUAGGAGAUCUCAUACAACAGGUUUCCAAUGUAGACCAGGGAACGAGCAAGAUUGAUGAGCAGCUUGGGGAAGCACAGGUCCUGGGUGAACUACAAUUUACCUUCUUGAUGGUCUUGACGUUGAUGAACUUCUCGUGUCUUCAGCAGUGGAAGAGGCUGCUGGGUUUGAUACUUACGUGUCAAAGAGCCAUAAAAGAGAGGGAGCAGUUCAUCAGUAACGUGCUACGGUUGCUAUUGCUACAGCUUCGGCGAUGCGAUGAUAUUGAAGGAGGGUUCUUUGAUCUCGACGGGGAAGAAGGUGGGGUGUUCCUACGAAAGCUGCUCAUGAAAUUUAGAACAUCACUCUAUGAGGUCAUUGAGGAUGCUGGGACCUUGGUGAAGGAAGAUUUUAAGGAGCUGGAGACUUGGGUGAAGAAUGAAUACGAUUGGGAGCUCAAUCAUGGGGCUUUUGUACGGCGAGGCAUGCUUCAGCUGGAGGAUGGAGAACAGGUUGAAAUGGACAUGCCUGACGAUGAAGACGAUGAGAUGGGAGAGUAUGCCCCUGCUGUGGUAGAUCUAGGCGAAGGCAACACAAUGUAA